GAAGGAUAAGGAGGAAGGAGAAGAGGCUAUCCUGGAGAACGUGGAGGACAAGGAGAAGGAGGGGGAGAGGGAGGAGAAGGAGGAGAAGGAGGAGAAGGAGUCGGGUCCUGAAGGAGGCGGUGAGGUGGAGAAGAAGGAGAAAAUCACAGAGGAGGAGGCCAAAGCUCCCAAAGCACCACGUCGACCCAAGACCAUGCAGAUCAAAGUCACCCUGCUGGACGACACUCUGUUUGAGUGUGAGCUGGACAAACAUGCCACAGGUCAGGACCUGUUCGCCAAGGUGUGCGACCACCUCAACCUGCUGGAGAAGGACUAUUAUGGUCUGGCCAUCUGUGAGAUGCCUGUUGUGAAGACUUGGUUGGACUUGAACAAAGAAAUCCGCCGGCAGGUACAAGGUGUCAUCUACAACUUCACCUUCAACGUGAAGUUCUAUCCGCCGGACCCAGCGCAGCUGUCUGAGGACAUAACAAGGUACUACCUAUGUCUCCAGCUGCGGAAGGACAUCCUGCAGGGUCUGCUUCCCUGCUCCUUCGUCACGCUGGCGCUGCUGGGCUCCUACGCCCUGCAGUCGGAGCUGGGCGAGUACGACCCCGAGGUGCACGGCAGCGAGUACGGCAAGGACAUGAAAAUGGUCCAGGGUCAGACCAAGGAGCUGGAGGACAAGAUGAUGGAGCUGCAUCACACGUACAAGUCAAUGAGUCCGGCCCAGGCAGACAUGAUGUUCCUGGAGAACGCCAAGAAACUGUCGAUGUACGGCGUGGAUCUCCACCAGGCCAAGGAUCUGGAUGGUGUUGACAUCAUGUUGGGCGUUUGCUCCAGUGGUCUGAUGGUCUACAAAGACAAACUGAGGAUCAACCGCUUCCCCUGGCCCAAAGUCCUCAAGGUCUCUUACAAGCGCAGCAGCUUCUUUGUCAAAAUAAGGCCCUCGGAGGUAGAACAGUAUGAGAGCGCCAUUGGCUUCAAACUACCCAAUUACAAGGCAGCCAAGAAGCUGUGGAAAGUGUGUGUGGAACAUCACACCUUCUUCAGAUUGACCUCCACUGAGAUGGCCACCACUCCCAGGAAGUUCCUGGCGUUGGGCUCCAAGUUUCGCUACAGCGGUCGCACUCAGGCUCAGACCAAACAGGCCAGUUCUCUGAUCGACAGACCGGCUCCUCUGUUCCAGCGCUCGUCCAGCAAGAGGAACUCACGCAGCCUGGAUGGAGCCAUGGCGUCCACACCCGACAACAAAUCCACCCGCCCAGUCAGCGCUCCAGUCAUGUCGCCGGCGUCCCCCGGGGAAGCGUCGCCGUCACCGCUGCUGACGAUCCUGGCACGCUCUGACCGGCGUGACGGCAGCACGCCGAAGAGCCACCGCUCCGCUGACAGGAAGUCCGAGUUGAAGAAGGAAAGCCGCGGGGGCGAGCACGCCAGGAGCCACAGCCCGAGACCAGACUCCACUCCUGAAAUCAAGACAGUAGCGAGGCGAGAGCGGAGACACUCCCCCUCUGUGUCCACUGCCAACGGGGAAAGAGAGAAAAGGAGCCAGCACUCUCCUCAGGACAAAACAAAGGCGGAGGUUGCACGAGUAAGAAAGAAGAGAGCAAAGAAACUUGAGGGAGAAAGUAUUUAUAUCAGACAUAGCAAUUUAAUGUUGGAGGACGUGGACAAGACCCAGACGGAGAUCAUGCGCCACCACACGAGCAUCAGCGAGCUGAAGAGGAGCUUCAUGGAGUCGGUGCCGGAGCCUCGUCCCAGCGAGUGGGACAAGCGUCUGUCCACCAACUCGCCGUUCCGCACGGCGAGCUUCAACGGCAAGCUCCAGCCAGCGUCUCCCGUGCUGAAGACCCAGACAAUCACCAUCUCCGACGUCACCAACUCCCUGAGAGGACACGUGACCUACAAGGACAUCCCCAUGGUCCACACUGAGACCAAGACCAUUAUGUAUGAGUCGGCACAGCCGGUGGACAGCCUGGCAGAGAGGGACUCAGGAGUGCUGCUGAGUGCCCAAACCAUCACCUCGGAGACCAUCAGCACCACGACCACCACCCAGAUCACCAAGACGGUGAAAGGAGGAAUCUCUGAGACUCGCAUCGAAAAGAGAAUCGUCAUCACCGGCGACACGGAGAUCGAUCAUGACAAGGCUCUGGCUCAGGCCAUUAAGGAGGCGAAGGAGCAGCACCCGGAUAUGUCGGUUACCAAAGUGGUCGUGCACCAGGAAACGGAGAUCGCACCGGAGUAACACGGACUCAUCCUUGGCGAGACCUCUCACCUGCCCCCCUUUCCUUGCGUCUCCAUCACACCGUGUUACCUCAGCACCCCUCCCCCCCCACACAAGCCAUUGCACCCAAAUGCACUGCCUUUCCGACGUGAAACUCCAGACGACAUCAGAGGGAACGAGCGUCAACGAUGAACGAAGAACUUUUAAGCUCCACAAGUAUGGAGUUCGGCCUGAAGGAGACAGAAAAUUCCCAAGAACCAUCGCAGUAUUCCCCACAAUCCCCAGCUUGUUCCACUCACUGCCAAAAGUUCAACCACUGGACUGACAAAAAAAAAGAAAAAAUCUUUUUUAAAGAGGAAAAAGAAAGUAAAGUACAGCAUUUGUGGAUUUUUCCCUCUCCGUUUUGUCUGGAGAUUUUAAGCAAAUUUUCAUGGGCAUUUGGUCUUUUAAUCUUGAGAUUACUGGUACUUUAUUUUUCUACGGUUUUUCUUACCAUCAGAAUUGGUUUCCAACAACCUGGACGUGAAGUGUUUUAUAAAACGUGUUCCAGAAAAAAAAAAAAAGCGUCAGCAAAAAGGGAUUGUGGGUGAUCUUUCUUGGGAUUGUACACAAUUUACGAGUUGAUGAGGAUCCCUCUCGAAUUUGAGCACGAGUUUGGUGUCAUUUCUUGUACAGAAAAUAUUUAUUUUCCCUCUCAAUGUGAAAAAAAUAUUUUUUCAAUUCAUGUAUAAAAAAAAAAAAGAAGAUUGAUUUUACCAAACCGGGGCGGGGGGGCAACUACUCCUUUCACCAUAUUUAAAGCUCUGACUUGAUCAUGUGUUGAGUCAUUUUGACAUCUUUUUGAUUGUUUUAGUUGUUGUUAUUGUUGUAGUGCUUGUGUCACUAGAACAGGGCUUAAUCAGGACCAAGGAGACAGCAGUGUAAUGAAAUGAUCUUUUCUAUAUUUAUUCCCAUCCCCUGUCUUCUUUUUGUGUGUUUUUGCAUUUUAGUUAAUACUCAUCAGCACAGUCGUAUGUAGCCUCGAGCUUUUUGUACCAAGCAUUCCAGUCACCACAUACAGUUUUAGUCAUUUAUACUCACUGAUAUCAGCAUCUACAGUGUUUCUGCAUCAUUUUUCACUUUCUACUUUUCUACUACAUGGGCAGUGUGCUAUCGGCCAGAGGGGGAUUCAAGUGGCUAUUGUGAUUUCAUGACAAUCGGACGGAGGCAGUACUUGUAAUUAAUGUGUAUCAUGUCAUUACGCUCAUUAAUGACACCAGUUUCUAAUGUAGUGCAAUCAAGUGAACCUUUUUUUUUUGCUCAUGCUUCAAGGGGAAUUCCACGUUUAAAAAUGGGUCUGAUGAUGCUUUCAAAUGGGAUUCUAUAAUUGUGUUUAUGAUGUUUGGCAUCCAAAACACCAGAGGUUACAUUGAAGUGCAGAAUAUGAACAGAGGAAAUACUAGUCCAUUAAGAAAUCUUUCUUAAUAUAAAUGAAAUAAUUCCAAACUCUAUACAACUAAAGUAAUAUGAACAGAUCUGGGAGCAUUAUGACAUCAGAAAACGUCAGUAUUAUAACAAAGCUCAUGCAGCUGAUCCACGUUUAGUAUAUUUGAACAGAAUGCUGUUCAAUAAUGAUAAAGUGGGGGUUGUUUUAUAUUGCUUUAUAAAAAAAAAUCAGACAAAAUACAUUAAAAAGAUAAAAAUCCAAUGUUCAGAUACAUUUGGGAUGUAAGGUUACAAUUGAUAAUGCUGGAAUAAGUGUCUGUUUACAUUGAUAUAUAUUGCUUUUGAUUCUAUUUCGCUGUUGUUUACAAGUAAACAGUUUACUGAGGUCUUCCUGAAUGCAAAGAAUGAUCACACACAAUGAAAAUCAUGAGCAAUAGUUACUUACUAAUAGUAAACUCAACCCAUAUUUUAAUAACCUGUCCAGAUAAAUGGUCUUAGAACAGUUUUUGUAUUUUGCGAUAAGUAAAAUGAUUUAUUAAUAAUAAUCAAUUUUGAUGAUAACUUACCUCAGGAAUGUGCACACAAUUAAGAUUUCACUUCACAUUUCACACCAGUUUGGAUAUCAUGGGUUAAACCGACGAACACAAACAACCUCAGCUCUGCUUUUUUAUUUCGUGGUGUUGGUCUUUGGGGAAUUCAUAUGGUGUUUUUUAGUUAGUAAUCAGUGGCAUAAUAGUAUCUUAUUAUCCGCAUAAAAGUACAUUUUAAUAUUUUUUAUACAUAGUUAAUGCUAGAGGGCCCAGGAUAUAACCUUGUGGAACCCCUGUACCUUAAGAACGCCUGACUGCACGGCACUGCUCAAAUUAAUGAACUGUAGUUCUUUACAGAAAUGUUUCUUUGAAUGUUUUAUGUGUUUAAUACAUGUAUAACAUCAUUUUCAAACUAUCAUGUUAACCUGUUUUAGUCUAAGAAUCAGCUCACAGGUGUAUUUAUACGACAAAUGUGUCCAGAUUCACCCUCCUGCUUGAUACACACUGCUCAUUCCAGACACUUUUUAUGACAUGUAAUUAACAUGUUUUGUCCAUAAUUAUUAUUAUUAUUAUUAUUAUUAUUAUUAUUAUUAUUAAUAAAUGCAACGCUUCUUUAGACCAUGACAUUUUGUACAGUCGUCCAAAAAUGUUAUAGUUCCAUGCUGUUGUAUUCACUGUGGCUCUCCCUUCUCUUGUUGGAAACAUGCAAGCCAACAUUUCACAGUUGUUUCUUGAAUGUGAAACCCUUGUUUUACCGUCACAAGAAGACAUGUAAUAAAAGAGCACCACACACAGAAAAGAAAACAAAUGUAGACAUUGUCUUUUUUUUGACUUUGCUGUGCUUCCACCUGGUGUCAUAAUUAUGGUUUCAUUGUUUCUUUCUGUA
Molecule: messenger RNA, 5041 nt
Organism: Solea solea (common sole)
Lineage: Eukaryota; Metazoa; Chordata; Actinopteri; Pleuronectiformes; Soleidae
Gene: epb41a
Product: erythrocyte membrane protein band 4.1a
Exons: 19
Coding region: 194-2221 (675 amino acids)
Biological process (GO): cortical actin cytoskeleton organization
Cellular component (GO): plasma membrane; cytoskeleton
Molecular function (GO): structural molecule activity; actin binding
Source: RefSeq, a predicted model, not a curated record